This is a messenger RNA of Oncorhynchus kisutch (coho salmon), 1736 nucleotides long. It is a transcript of the gene dlx2a, whose product is annotated as distal-less homeobox 2a. NCBI's taxonomy places the organism in Eukaryota, Metazoa, Chordata, Actinopteri, Salmoniformes, Salmonidae. Gene Ontology annotation, molecular function: DNA-binding transcription factor activity, RNA polymerase II-specific; RNA polymerase II cis-regulatory region sequence-specific DNA binding. The record is from RefSeq and is a predicted model, not a curated record. Gene Ontology annotation, biological process: cell differentiation; embryo development; negative regulation of transcription by RNA polymerase II. The coding region runs from base 188 to 1015 and encodes 275 amino acids. The transcript has 3 exons.
CUAGGUAACAGACAAUCACAGACCACUGUGAUAGGGACACACCUUCGUCGUUUUUUGGUAAAGUUCAUGGGGAUGCCAUUUUAAACUCGAAACGAAUUUAAUCCACGAGAUAUAAGCAUUCAUUGCAAAUUGACUUUUUCAAUUGCAUUGCUUCAAGCACAUUUAGCUGUGCAACUUUACCUACAAGAUGACUGGAGUUUUUGACAGUCUCAGUACAGAUAUGCAUUCGAACCAGAUUACCUCGAACAGUUACCACAGCUUGCAUAAAUCGCAGGAGUCCCCAACUCUACCAGUAUCGACUGCAACGGACAGCAGCUUUUACAAUAGCCAACAGCCUGGAUACUGCGCAGGGUCUCCAUAUGGCCAACUCGGAACUUACCAGUACCACAACAGUGGUAUGAGCAACGUUCAAUACAAUACUAAAUCAUACGACCUUGGUUUCAACUCUUAUGGCACCUACGGCUCCUACGGUUCCAGUUCUUCACCGACUCCAACGGAUGCAGAGAAAGAAGAAAGUGAACCUGAAAUCCGAAUGGUUAACGGGAAACCAAAGAAGGUCAGGAAACCUCGAACUAUUUAUUCAAGCUUCCAACUGGCCGCCCUUCAACGGAGAUUCCAAAAAACACAGUACUUGGCUUUACCAGAGCGAGCCGAGCUGGCAGCCUCAAUGGGCCUUACACAAACCCAGGUGAAAAUUUGGUUCCAGAACCGACGCUCCAAGUUCAAGAAGUUGUGGAAAAAUGGAGAAAUCCCCCAUGAGCAACAUGUGACCUCCAGCGAGUCUCCCCCAUGUAACUCUCCACCCGCCACUGCCUGGGACUUUCCACAGAAUCAAAGAAUGAACAAUGUAAACUCUAGUUUAUCUCAGAGCAGCAGCCCUCCAAAUACGACUGAGCCUUCUUUCUUGGCAAACUAUUCUUGGUACUCAUCAACGAACUCUGCAACGCAUCUUCAGCCUGGCCCGCUUGUCCAGCACCACCACAACUCCGCCUUGAGCGCUGGGACAAUAUUUUAAUACAACUGACUCUUACUCGGAGAAUACUGGUGAAACAGACAAAAUGUCAUUAUACAUUUUUACAGACCUCACCAAGCGAACUUUACGCGCAACUUUGGCCUAUAGCUGCUAGGGUCAUUCAGAAUGACACCGUGCUCGCACCGGUAAAAUGGCAGACUACAUAUUUUUACAGUUAUUUUUGUAUUUAUUUAUUGUGUUUAUUUUAAUGGAUGAGAUUUAUGAACCACUAAUAGCCAAAACAACCACGUAGUAAGAUGCUUUUACGAACGUGUGUUACUUUUGAAUCAGCGCGAGUCCAAAGUUGAUUGCAGGACGUGAACAACUGACACAUAUGUAGCACAAUUUUCAACUGCGUCGUGCAUUUUGAAAAUGUCCUCAUUUUGUUGUACGAGAUCCAUGUAUUAGCCUACAUGUACACAUAUUUAUAUAUGGCCUAUUCUUUACGGUUGGUUUCCUUUUGUAGGUCAGAAUUCGGCUUUGAGAAAUAUUUCACAACAUUAUUUUGACAUGCCAUCCUGGCAUCCAUUUUUAUUUUAAUAUUGGGGACCAAUACUGUACCUAUUCUUUACGGUUGUUUUAUCCUUCAUAAACUACUGAUUGUCCCCUAUUCCAAUUAACUUGUAUAACAUUUCUAUGGUGUAUUGUCUUUAAUUUAUUGUAUGGUUAGCAGUGUUUUCUUUAUAUGAUCAGACGUUAUUUAAAUAAAAUUAUGUUUUCUGUU